Molecule: messenger RNA, 2478 nt
Organism: Coprinopsis cinerea okayama7#130
Lineage: Eukaryota; Fungi; Basidiomycota; Agaricomycetes; Agaricales; Psathyrellaceae
Exons: 11
Coding region: 1-2478 (825 amino acids)
Source: RefSeq, a predicted model, not a curated record
AUGAACCAUUCUGACUGGCAAAAUCCGGUCAGGAACUUCGCUUACUCUCAGGGGGAGCCCAGCAGUCGCCGAGGCAAGAACUCGAUACAGAAGACCCAGCUCCUGAAAGGCACCAAUGGUGAAGCAGUUCCAUGCUAUGUGUCCCACAACACCUGCCAGGGCGUCAAGGCACUCAGAGAGCGCCUCGAACAUGGGAGGGCGCUAGAUGCUUCUGUCACCUCGGUUAAGCAUCUAGAGCUGAAGUGCGAGCUUAUCGAGAGGACACUGGCGUAUUUCCAAAGCCUCAAGACGCAUGGAUGCAUCUUACCGCCUUCAGAUGAAACAGGAACGGUGGAGCUGCAACUGGAAUACGAACAGUCUCUCGGAAGUGAGCCUGAAGUGAACAACUUCCAUGCACAAGUCCAGAAGGCGCGCCGCGGGCAUCUACCUCGCCCCUCGUGCAGUGGAAAUCUCGUCUUUGAGUACGACAAGCACGGGAAGGCUUAUAUCCGCUGUGAAUAUUUCUCCCGGACGAGUGAUCGUAGCCAUCUCCUUGAUUACGGUCCAUCCAGUGGAAAAUACGAUCUGCGAUAUCUCGAAGCCCUCUUCUUCGAUGACGUGGAUACUAUUGAGGAUGUAGAAGAUGAACUAUUCCUCUUCAAACCCGCCUCAGCAUUGGAUACAUGCGACUUCAUCAUGAACUGCUCAAGCGUUCGCGUAAAUUGCCCAUCACCACAUCGUAACCAUCAUGGUGAAUUGGUCAAGGCCGAGCUCGAACAACUGGAAUGCAAGUGCACUUUCCGCGUUUAUGAGCCUACGGAAGAAUUUCGAUCCGAGUGUCCGUGGAUUCUUGUUGUGUCCAAGGGCGUACAUCACCAUCCAAUUCCAAUUCUUUCCAAGACACCCCCUGCCCUGGUCGAUGAGAUAAUGGGUCUACUUCACUCUCUUGUCGAAGACCUCGCAGACAUGACACCACGGCGCUUUCUACGUCAUACAACUGUCCAAGCCUAUCUCAAGAAUGCUUUAUCCCACAUUCAGAAUCCAUGCCUAUCAGACCUCCAUCCCUCCUUCGCGAACCGCGAUCAUCUUCGGAGCUACAUUUUACGUGCUCAGAACACCAUCUUCCCUCAUAGAACAGGAUGGGAAGGUCUCCUUCACAUCAAGGAGUCGGAGGAGUCGAGAAAUAACUGCGAGCCUUACAUUCGCUAUAUGCUAGACUUUCCGGGGCCUAACAGCCUUCUCCCUCUACUGGGACUCGCGCCAGACGAAGUCAAAAAUGGAGAUGGCGACAUAGAUCUUGAGGACGAAGGUCUGCCUCUACGGAUCGUCAUCUGCAUGUCUAGGGCCAGUAGCCGUCGACUCUUGAAGGCCCGUAGCGUUCAAAUGGAUAUUAGCUUCAAGAGAGUUUCUGGUUUUCUAGAGUUUGAAAUGGGUGGCUUUGAUGAUGCCACCAAGACAAGUGUGGUCUUCUGUCGCGCGUAUAUUACCCGUCAAGAUACGGUAACUCACGCAUUUCUAUUCUCCAAGAUCGCAGAAACUGUGAAGAACGAUACGGGAAGUGACUGGAGCUUCCGGCACUUGAGUGCGCGGAGAGUUGACGAAGCAUACGGGACUUCACUUGUCAACAUAGACCAACACGGUGGUCAGGCCAAAGGAUUUGGCCUAUUUCUCAAGCUUGUGGCUCGCCGCCUACCAGACCGACUUGACCUGCACGAGCCGCAUCGUCGGAUACAGGACCUCGACGAGUACGAUCAUCUACGCCGGUUGGUCCGACUAUGCACUGCGCACAUCUUUCGAAACAUACAGAAGUGCGCUGUUCCCGACGGCAUUAAGAAGACGAUGAGGUCUUUGGUGUGCAUGCACCAUGCGGACUGGGAGGGAGCGCUCUCGGAAAUACGUGCCAAUGGUGGCAAAGCAGGCAAUGAUUGGCUAAACGACAAGAUUCGAAGCAAGUUUGCUUUUCCCGCGAUGUGUUGGGAGAAGAGCUUUAUACCUGAACUCAUUUGGCAAAUGGGGGAGAGCACGACCAACCUCAUCGAAGCAUUACAUGCUGAUGCCAACCGUGAAGGGGUAGCGUGCAGUCUCGUGGGCGGGUUUUACAAGGGGCUGCGCUUCGACGAGCUGAAGGAAAAGACCUUAAAGACUUAUGAGGAGUUCGGGAUCCAUUCGUCUUACUACCCAGCGACCGAAGAAACUAGAAUCACUCGUUCGUUGAAGCGCCGGGCAACGACAUAUCAUAGGGUACUCAACGAGCAAGACCAGCGAAUUGAGAAUGCCAACAAGCGCAUCAAGACUGCUCAUGACGGGCUAGUUGACCAACUCCACCGCGAGAUGGAACAUAGAAGUCCAAGCGGGGCGCGUUCGAUUCAAAGGGCAAAGGAAAAAUUCGAGAAGGCCCUGGCUGGAAGUGUCGAGUGUGCUGGUACUGGGUCUGGACGGGUUCCUUUACUUCUACCACCAGAUACUGCCCGACAGCUGCAUUCUACAAGCAAGAGGUAG